AUGUCCAAAAUCGGAGUUUUCCCCGCCGCCGGAGGCCUUGGCGGAAGCAUUGCGCACCACCUGUCAAAACUAGUCCCCGCAUCACAACUGAUUCUGAUCGCGCGCAAACCCGAAACUCUCACAGAAUAUGAGAACUCCGGCGCGACGAUCCGAAAAGCGGAUUACGACUCUCCAGAGACUCUCAAAGAUGCAUUCGAAGGAGUGGACACUCUCAUGCUGAUUUCAUAUGCGUCCUUUGAAAUCGAGCAUAGAAUCAAGGUCCACCGCAUCGCUAUCGACGCCGCUAUCGCUAGUGGUGUGAAACAUGUCUUUUACUCUUCUCUUGCAUUCGCCGGAUUGACAGAUACCAGCGUUGCGCAAGUGAUGGGUGCACAUCUUCAAAUUGAGGCCUAUUUAGCUUCGCUCACGGAUAAAAUAAGCUACACCGUUGUUCGCGAGGGAAUAUACUCAGAAUCAUACCCAAUCUACACAUCCUGGUUUGACCCCUCGUCAUCCAACAACGAGAUCACAAUCCCACACAAUGGAUCCGGUCCGGGUGUCGCAUGGGUCAAACGCGACGAGUUGGGCGAAGCCACCGCACGGCUUAUCGCCUCCUACGUCAAAGAUCCGGCGAGUUUCAAGUACACGAAUGAGAAACUUCUUUUGACUGGUCAGAAGGAGUAUUCACUUUCAGAAACGGUGAAAAUUCUGGGGAGAGUUCUGGGAAGAGAUUUGAGGAUCAGAGAGAUAUCGGUUGAUGAUUAUGUCAAGCUGAAACAUGGAGGAUUGCACACUUAUCAUGGGGUCGAUCUUUCGAGGGAAUGGGCUACCGCGUGGGAGGGGAUCAGGAGAGGUGAGACUGCUGCUGUUACGGGGGAUAUUAAGGAGAUUCUUGGGAGGGAGCCAGAGGCGUAUGAGACUACGAUCAGAGACUUGAUCGGGUGA
This is a messenger RNA of Penicillium maclennaniae, 924 nucleotides long. RefSeq lists its product as uncharacterized. The coding region runs from base 1 to 924 and encodes 307 amino acids. The record is from RefSeq and is a predicted model, not a curated record. The transcript is spliced from 2 exons. NCBI's taxonomy places the organism in Eukaryota, Fungi, Ascomycota, Eurotiomycetes, Eurotiales, Aspergillaceae.